Messenger RNA from Microbotryum saponariae, 1804 nucleotides. The record is from the annotation of a GenBank genome assembly. NCBI's taxonomy places the organism in Eukaryota, Fungi, Basidiomycota, Microbotryomycetes, Microbotryales, Microbotryaceae.
AUGCUCAUCAUAUCCUCGCACUCACAUCCGUGCGGUGCCGCUGCACAGGCCUCGGCAUUGACCAAGUCGUGCAACUGCAAUUCUUCCGUCGCGACGCGAGUCGGAUUCUCCAUCAUCUUUCUCCUCAAUUCGCUGCUUGCAUGGUUGAUGCUGUCGGACUGGGCCAUAAGAGCGAUUGCCAAAUGGAGUUACGAUUACAUCAAGAUGAGCUGUGCCGAAGGACGCUGCUAUGGUGUGCUUGCUGUCAGUUCAAGCCUCCUCUUGUUGUAGUCCUGCUUUCUCUGUGCUAGCUGACAAGGGUCUCCUUCCAGGUCCACCGCAUCAAUUUUGCCUUGGCGUUGUUCCAUACAAUCCUUGCGCUGCUUCUGAUUGGGGUUCAUGACACGCGCACUCGCCGUGCGUCGAUUCAAAACGGGUGAGUACGGAUGGCCCGUCAAAGGUCAAGAAGUUCUUGAACUCAGUCUUAUAUCUUGCAGCUGGUGGGGCCCUAAAGUUGCGGCUUGGAUCGUCCUCGUCGUUAUUUCCUUCUUCAUCCCGAACGGCUUCUUCAUGUUCUAUGGCGAUUGUCAGUCAUUCCCAGGCCCAGUGUGCACUGGCCGCGUGAUUCAAGAGAUGUGCUAAUGAUGUGGCACACUCAGACAUUUCUCUUGUUGGCGCUACCGUUUUCAUUCUCAUUGGUCUUGUGCUUUUGGUCGACUUUGCGCACUCCUGGUCCGAAACCUGCCUCGAGCGAUGGGAAUCAACGGACUCGCCUUUUUGGAAAUGGACGCUCAUCGCAUCAACCUUGGGUCUCUACGUCGUCGCGCUGGUCCUGACGAUCAUCCAAUACGCCUUCUUCGCGGGCCAAGGAUGUGGUCUCAACCAAUUCCUGAUCACGCUCAAUCUGUUGGUCUCGUUGGCCGUAUCAGGGCUAAGCAUCGCACCCGCCAUUCAAGAAGCGAAUCCGAGAUCGGGAUUGGCUCAAUCAGGCAUGGUCGUAGCGUACACGGCCUACCUGGUCACCUCGGCGAUUGCAAACCACGACGAUGAUUCAACCGAAGGACAGUGCAAUCCGCUGACAUCCAGAGCCGCCGGCGCUCGGACAGGGAUGGUGGUCCUUGGUGCAAUCUUCACCUUUCUUGCUAUUGCCUAUUCCACAAGUCGUGCCGCGACCCAAUCAAAGGCGCUUGUUGGGAAAGGGGCCAAGAGGAAUGUUUCGGAGGGUAGCUAUGGCGCUCUAAGUUCGGAGGACGGGGAGUUGGCGACUGUGGUCUCAAACCAACCGAACAGGAAGGAGUCGCUGAGAUACCAAGCACUUCAAGCUGCUGUGGCUGAAGGGUAAGUCACUGCACAUAAUUUUUCGCGCAACGGCAGGGGUUGAUCUGCAUCCACACAUUGUUUCAAAGGUCCCUCCCUGCAUCCGUGCUAGAAGAGGAUGAUGAAGAUGAGGAUGCCCUGGCCACAGACGAACUUGAUGAUGAGAAGGCGGGCACAAGAUACAACUAUGUGUGGUUCCAUGUCAUCUUCAUCAUGGCCACCAUGUAUGUUGCUAUGCUCUUGACAAAUUGGUAAGUUGGAACGGGAGGCAGGUGAUUUCGCAUGCAAAAUCUAACGCUUUCUGGCUGCUCCGAUGUUGGUCCGCUCUAGGAACGUCGUCACUGCCGCGUCAUUCAUCCCAGAUCAGGGUGGAGAUGCUACCCCCGUGAAGAUUGGUCGAUCAGGUAGAGCAAUGUGGUGUCGGAUCGUGUCUUCAUGGGUGUGUACCGUGCUGUACGCAUGGAGCUUGCUAGCUCCGGUCAUGAUGCCCGACAGAUUUGGAGAAUAA